Messenger RNA from Carlito syrichta (Philippine tarsier), 1395 nucleotides. RefSeq names its product epoxide hydrolase 1 (gene EPHX1). The record is from RefSeq and is a predicted model, not a curated record. The coding region runs from base 226 to 1395 and encodes 389 amino acids. Gene Ontology annotation, molecular function: epoxide hydrolase activity. Lineage: Eukaryota; Metazoa; Chordata; Mammalia; Primates; Tarsiidae. Gene Ontology annotation, biological process: arachidonate metabolic process; epoxide metabolic process. The transcript has 9 exons.
GUCGGUGGUCGCCGGAGGUAGCUAGAAGGAGAACCGAGUCUCGCCGCCUUGCGUCGUUCCUUUUCCACCCCGAGCGACGAUGCCGCAGUACCAGGCCUGGGAGGAGUUCAGCCGCGCGGCCGAGAAGCUCUACCUCGCCGACCCUAUGAAGGUACGUGUGGUUCUCAAAUAUAGGCAUUCUGAUGGGAGUUUGUGUAUUAAAGUAACAGAUGAUGCAGUUGAGCCAUGUGGCUGGAAAUUCUCCUGACCUCAGUGCUGGGCUUUGUCAUCUACUGGUUCAUCACCCGGGACAAAGAGGAAACUUUGCCACUUGGAGAUGGGUGGUGGGGGCCGGGCCCGAGGCCCACAGCCAGGGAGGACGAGAGCAUCCGCCCAUUCAAGGUAGAAACAUCAGACGAGGAGAUCAAGGACUUGCACCAGAGGAUUGAUAAAUUCCGUGUAACGCCGCCUUUGGAGGAGAGCUGCUUCCACUAUGGGUUCAACUCUAACUACCUGAAGAAAGUCAUCUCCUACUGGAGGAAUGAUUUUGACUGGAAGAAGCAGGUGGAGAUCCUCAACAGAUACCCUCACUUCAAGACGAAGAUCGAAGGGUUGGACAUCCACUUCAUCCACGUGAAGCCCUCCACGCUGCCCUCAGGCCACACUCCAAAGCCCUUGCUGAUGGUGCAUGGCUGGCCCGGCUCUUUCUAUGAGUUUUAUAAGAUCAUCCCAUUCCUCACUGACCCCAAGAACCAUGGCCUGAGCGACGAGCAUGUUUUUGAAGUCAUCUGCCCCUCCAUCCCUGGCUACGGCUUCUCAGAGGCAUCCUCCAAGAAGGGGUUCAAUUCGGUGGCCACUGCCAGGAUCUUUUAUAAGCUGAUGCUACGGCUGGGCUUCCAGGAAUUCUAUACUCAAGGUGGGGACUGGGGGGCACUGAUCUGCACCAACAUGGCCCAGCUGGUGCCCAGGCACGUGAAAGGCCUGCACUUGAACAUGGCUUUGAUUACAAGAAGUUCCUGCGCCCUGACCCUUUUCCUGGGACGGCGUCUUGCGGGCCUUUUGGACUGCACUGAGAGGGAUCUAGAGCUGAUGUACCCCUUUAAGGAGAAGAUUUUCUACAGCCUCAUGAGGGAGAGUGGCUACAUGCACAUCCAGUGCACCAAGCCGGAUACUGUAGGCUGCGCUCUGAAUGACUCUCCUGUGGGCCUGGCAGCCUAUAUUAUGGAGAAGUUUUCCACCUGGACCAAUUCGGAUUUCCGAAACCUGGAGGAUGGCGGCCUGGAAAGGAAGUUCUCCCUGGACGAUCUGCUGACCAACGUCAUGCUCUACUGGACGACGGGAACCAUCGUCUCCUCCCAGCGCUUUUACAAGGAGAACCUGGGACAGGGCUGGAUGGCCAACAAGCAUGAACGGUGA